Molecule: messenger RNA, 225 nt
Organism: Thermochaetoides thermophila DSM 1495
Lineage: Eukaryota; Fungi; Ascomycota; Sordariomycetes; Sordariales; Chaetomiaceae
Exons: 1
Coding region: 1-225 (74 amino acids)
Source: RefSeq, a predicted model, not a curated record
AUGCUCGACAACCGCAAUCCAUGCCAAGGCAACCAGGGCUGCAGCGUGGGCUCGCUCCUGUGGAUGGGCGACCCCGCGCUGUCAGACAACCGGCUCAGCAAGGACAACCUGUGCGCAGACCGUUUGCAAGGCAACGGACUGGACAGCCGUGCGGUUGGCCUGAAUCACCAAAAGGGAGGUCUUGAGAAGCUCCGCCAACUGUGCCUUCACGUGGCCCCUGAAUAG